AUGAUAGCCUUGCGCCCUGGACUUACCUCCCCAGCAACGCAUCUACGACCUUUGUCCUUUCUCCUCCGACCUGUCAUCGCUCUCGACAAACCACCCUACGGGCCUCUAACAAAGUUGCCGAGACCUAUACUGAUCAAAUCCACCGCGACCUCGACCCAGCAUUUCUCUACAUCUACUCUAGAUGCGCAAGAUGCCACCUCCCAAUCCUCCGUCUCUCCCACCGAAAUCUCGCACUUCUCCCGCCUCGCCUCUUCCUGGUGGGAUCCCCACGCCAUCGACCCCACCCCUUCCGUCCUCGCCGUUGCCAAAGAACACCAACGCCACGACCCAGCCCUCUCGCCUCCCAAACUCAACUACCUCAACACCGCCAUCGAAGACCUGUCCGUCCCCGUCUCCGACGACGAAAAAGUCGACAUAAUCACCCUCUUCGAAGUCCUCGAACACAUCGACCGCCCCGCCACCUUCCUGGGAUCAUGUAUCCCGCACCUCAAACGCGGCGGCUGGAUCAUCGCGCCGCUGAUCGGGGUGGUGCCGCCGGGGACGCACGAUUGGAAUAAAUACAUCAAUCCCGACGAGCUGGAGGCUUGGUUCGAGAAGAGAAGCAGACAGGCUCCGCGCGAGGAGAGAUGGGGCAGCAUGAUAAAGCAGGGGGUCGUCUACGUGCCCGGGCUGGGAUGGAAGAUGAUUCCCUUCUCGGACGGGUGGGGUAACUACUUCUUUGGCGUGCAGAGGUCGGUCGAUUGA
This is a messenger RNA of Endocarpon pusillum Z07020, 744 nucleotides long. RefSeq lists its product as uncharacterized. The transcript is spliced from 3 exons. The record is from RefSeq and is a predicted model, not a curated record. NCBI's taxonomy places the organism in Eukaryota, Fungi, Ascomycota, Eurotiomycetes, Verrucariales, Verrucariaceae. Bases 1 to 744 code for a protein of 247 amino acids. Gene Ontology annotation, molecular function: S-adenosylmethionine-dependent methyltransferase activity.